AGUCGACUUAUUGAUAACAAACUGGAAAUACCAGUAUGACGUCUUCGCACAAAAACCAAAAGAUUAAAUAUAGUGCCUUUUAUAUUCAAGUUAAUCAAUUACGUGUUCUUUGAGUUAGUGAGAUACUAAAAUGUUUAUUCAUGUCUUUUUCUUCUUAUUUAUCUCCAAUCUCUUCUACGUUACUUUGGAAGAAAGUGGCACUGAAUUUCUAUCUCCGGUUUUGAAUACUAAUAAAAGAACCCUUAAUUGGUUUUCAUUUGCAGGAAAAACGUAUUAUGUGGAUACUGUAUUUAAGGCAAACUUUUACAAAUCUCUGCAAUUCUGUAGACAACAAGGAAUGCAUCUUCUCAGUAUAAAUAGUCAACAAGAAAACGAUAGAAUUGGGAAGUUCAUCCAAGAUAAUGACGGAGCUUCUGUAUUCCCAAGUCCAAGUCUCCAUCCGGCCCAUUCAUUGAGGAAACGCGUGAUCGCUGCUCGGACUUCAUCGUCUUUAGCUUGUGAAGGAGGUGAUAACCGCUUAGGCUAUGGCCACUACUGGACAUCAGCAACGAAUCUCGUUGGCGAUAAUGAGUGGGUUUGGUUGUCUACGGGUCAAAAUAUGAGAUACGCCAAUUGGUAUCCUGGUGAACCCAGUGGAAAAAAUUCUCAGAACGGUUCUGAGAAUUGCGUUGAAGCUCGCCAUUGGGCCCAUCCCAGUGGAUUCACAUGGAAUGAUAUAGACUGUUUAACUGAAAGAUAUUUCAUUUGUGAAUCGAUAGAGGAUUGUUCUUCUAACGGUCCACACCCUCGUAAGAAAUAAUUGUUCUCAUAAAAUAAUUAAAUACACAUACAAUAAUGAAAUUCCAGAAUCAAUAAAAUAAGUGUGUGAUAAGGUAUGAGAAUUUAGAUAAUGAUAAAUUUAAAAGAACAUACAACAGGAAACUUUGGUAUUGAUUCUAUGAGAAAUUAAAUACCUUUCCUCGAACCGGGUUUAUUUGACGAUUUGUCAUUGCAUAAGAGAUUGGAACAUUGGUUUAUGCUUGAUGGAGCACCAUUUCAUUUAAGUGUUAGGUUAGGUUAGGUUAGAAAAUAAUUGUCCUCAAGAUUAGCCUCCCCGCUCACCGUACUUCAAAAAAUGUUAUUACUUUUACGUUAUUACUAUUGUUUUGUUGAAUCUGAUAUAGAAUUCAUACUGUACACUACGUUCAAUGUCUUUCUUUUCAAAUCAACUGAUAAUACAAGAUGGAAAUAAGUUUUUGAAUCAAAUUACUAUUAUUAUUAUGAUAAAUUAAACAUGGCAUAAAAUAGUGUUAAAAGUAAGUAGCGAGUGGAGAUGAACACAAUUAAAUCACUUUUAACACGUAUAUCAUACACAAUUUUUUAUAAAACUCUUACAAAGGAAAUAAAAUAUGUUUACUCCUAUCAAAAUCUUCAUAGUUACGAGGUUUAUUAGUAAAGAGUUGUUGAUGUGAGAUAUUUAAUUAUAAUUUACUAAAAUUAACUAAAUGAAAAAUACGGAAUUCGACUCAAUAUUACUUUAGGUCAAACAAUUAUCAAUAACGAAAUUUGAAUAUGUUAUCCUUAUCUAUUUUUUUCUAAAUAAUAUCAGAGUGUCAUGACAACAUUAAAAUAUUUAUUUAAAUUUGUAGAAAGUCAAUAUUUUUUGGUGUGUUUUCAUUGAUAAUUUUUAUUGUAUUGUAACAACAAAGAAGAAUAUUGAAAAAAUUGAAACUGAAACUGACCGUGUGUGUGUGUGUGCCGAAUUCGACACCGAAGCUGACAUUGCCAUUCCAUUGAACAUCGAACAGGCAGCAAACUGAGCGAAAUUGGAUCUGCUGCCUCAAAAAUCAAAAAACCAUAUGAUAUUACACAAAAUAUAUUAAUACAAUAUAAUGUGAAUCGAAGAGAACUUAGUGCUACUAUAUUUUUGGCUUUUUUAGAUGAAAAAUAGAAGGUGUGGAAACAUUCAACAAUGUGGUCCAAUCAUUUCAUAAUAAAAGCCAGUUUGCUGAUAAAGUAUAAUGUAGACAUCAGCAAAUAUCACAAAUCAAUUGCAUUUCUGAAGCAAGAAAAUGUGGGGUACCGUAGUUUGGGACUAAAUUCAUUAUCAUAAUUUUUGUUUAGGUAAUAUGUAAAACUCUAAAUGUAAGUAGGAUUUUUUCUAAAAAAAUAUAGAGGUUUUGAAAACCUCAAUUUUAAAAUUAUCUGCAAUUUCUUUUGAAAAUACUAAAGUGGGGCUGAUCAAAUUCAAACUUGAUUUGAGGCGAAUUCGAUGAUAUCUUUCAUGUUGCUGCAAUCAGACCAUGUAAAAUAAUAAAUUUGACUCCGGUCUAAAUAUUCUCGUCACUUUUAACGUUAUUCGUUCUCAAAUAUCUCAGGAUCACUUUUCAAUACUUUGUACUUCAGCCAAAAAAAUUAAGUUUAUAAACUGAAAGAAAUCUACAAUAAUUUUUAUAUUCAGGUUAUAACCAGCUUUUUUAUACAAACGUAUUUCACAGAUAUAUCUCCAUCCUGCCACAACAUCCAUGCUAAAAUGAACUGAUAUCCUUUUAGGCCAUUGUCAGUCCACUGGUCCCAGAUUUUUUCGCAUUUGUGAUUAAUGUAAGGAGGCAGCAGCACUCUCGACACAUAAUGGAUUUAGCACUUUUUGUAAAAUUACAGACUCUCUCCGGAUAUUUUAUUCCCCGUAUAAACAAUAUUUUGUUAUUUCCUGGAUAAUCUUGAACGUUUAUUCGAUCAUAGUUAAAAAUAUAGCAUGCAGGUAUAUCUUGCAAUGUCUCUCGCGCAUUGUUAAAAAUUUCGUUUUGGUUUGUGAGGAAACAGAAGCCCGAGUGCGUUUUAUAUUUGCGGCCACCUUCUUCACAACUGCACCCUUUCUUCGUUGAUUUUAAAAUAGGUUAGACCUCCAUUUUAUCUAAAAUGUUGACCGUGGUAGUUAUUUAGCCUCUCAUAAGGGAUGUCACAGUCUCGAGCAGCCCUCUGUAGACUCAAUCCUUCAUCAGUAACUUUUGCUAGUGCUUGUUCAACUGGUAUCCUAACUGUAGACUUCAUACCUUCCUUUUAUGCACUAAUACAAUUUUCGAUUAGUCUGAAAGAAGGAGAAGAUAUAGAAGAAAUAAAUUUAGCAACAAGGAUGUGAUCGAUUUGUCCCUAGCCGUUAAAUAUUGAAUUUCCUGCGCGGCUAUAAUAUCUGCUGAAUAUUUUACUUACCAGUGAAAGUUUGCAGAGGUACUGAAUCUUUGAUAAUAGCUCAUUAAUUUCAAAAGUGUUUUUACCAAAAAACUAGAUGAAAAAUGGCACACGUCACCAUAUACGUAUCGAGAUAAAAGCUGGACAAGACUAAGAGAAAAAGAUCGCUGCAAGUGGUAUUUUAAAAUGUAACGAAAUGAUCUAAUUAUCAAUUUCGUACCCGGUUAUCAAUUUCGCCUCAAAUUACGGUUCCGUCCGAAGAAAUCGAAAAUUCUGACAAAAGAACAAAUCAAUACAUUUUGAAAUGAAGCCAGAUACCGAUUAUUUGAUGAUGGAAAUGGCAAUAAUUAUUGGUGUAUUCGGUACAUGUCGCCGUGAAGAGCUAAGCAGAUUGGAGUCAGAUGAAAUAAAAGAAUUAGAAAAUUCGUUGUUAAUACAUAUUCCGGGUACGAAAAUCAACGUUCAGUGUAGUUUUUCUAUCUCUUCAAACUACUUCAGUUAUUACCACAAAUAUAUUGCAUUACGUUCUCCUAGUACUUCUCAUCGACGAUUACGCUACUGCUAUUUUUGAUUUAUUUCUGUAAAUUGUUAGUUUUUGACAAGAUUUUUUAUAUAGAGGCUAUAUAGAGGGUAUAUAGUAUAUACAAAUGAAAUUAUUUUCUUUUAAACUUAACGAGUGUUCAUUAUGUGGUGAAGCUUCGACUAGUUGUUUUUUUUAAAUUAAGAUGUGUAUCCAGCAUUCACUCACUAUUGUAUUUAUAUUAAAACGGACAUUAUAAUUCUUUCA
This is a messenger RNA of Diorhabda sublineata, 3955 nucleotides long. RefSeq names its product perlucin-like. Lineage: Eukaryota; Metazoa; Arthropoda; Insecta; Coleoptera; Chrysomelidae. Gene Ontology annotation, cellular component: external side of plasma membrane. The record is from RefSeq and is a predicted model, not a curated record. The coding region runs from base 131 to 799 and encodes 222 amino acids. Gene Ontology annotation, molecular function: carbohydrate binding. Gene Ontology annotation, biological process: biological process involved in interspecies interaction between organisms. The transcript is spliced from 4 exons.